GCAAACGCAUCACCAGCCCAAAUAGCCGCUUUGACAGCGCCUGCAGCAGCCUCUGCAGCUUCUUCAGCAGGUGGAGCGUCUGCGACAGGUGCACCAACUGGAUGGUCUAUAUUCGUCUAUAAUUUGGCACCAGAAACUGAGGACUCAAUAUUAUGGCAGCUGUUUGGACCGUUCGGUGCAGUGCAUAGUGUUAAGGUGAUUCGGAUUCGAUUUACCGACUUUUCGGAGAGAUUUUAUUAUACCAUCAUCCACCGUCACGUCAUCUUCACACUGGAAUGCUCGAAAUGA
Messenger RNA from Anisakis simplex (herring worm), 288 nucleotides. Lineage: Eukaryota; Metazoa; Nematoda; Chromadorea; Rhabditida; Anisakidae. The record is from the annotation of a GenBank genome assembly.